Messenger RNA from Scaptodrosophila lebanonensis, 2011 nucleotides. RefSeq names its product protein NASP homolog (gene Nasp). Gene Ontology annotation, cellular component: nucleoplasm. Lineage: Eukaryota; Metazoa; Arthropoda; Insecta; Diptera; Drosophilidae. Gene Ontology annotation, molecular function: histone binding. The record is from RefSeq and is a predicted model, not a curated record. The coding region runs from base 152 to 1714 and encodes 520 amino acids. Gene Ontology annotation, biological process: DNA replication-dependent chromatin assembly; CENP-A containing chromatin assembly. The transcript has 5 exons.
CUCGGUCGUAGAUAUUUUUGGCAAGUCUGUUGGAGUCCAUAUAUAAUUAAGUGUUCAUUAAAGUGCGAGUUAAAAUAAAAACAAACAGCUAAAACACUGCUUGGAGAAGAAUUGCUUAGAAAGCAAUAAAAAAUAAACAUACUGCAACAAUAUGUCCGCUGAAGCCAAAUCAAUUGUAGCUGCUGCAGAUGCAUCGCCAGUUAAAGAGGUUGUGAAGGAGGUGGCUACUCAGGUUAAAGAAGUUGCUGCUGCCGCAGCUGAGGCCGUUGCUGCAGAUACUACUCCCAAUGCCGAUGGAAAGGCAGCGCCGGCAGCAGAUGCAGAAGCUGCGGUUGUUCCCGAGCAAAGCCGAGGAGAGAAAAUAAUUCAAGCCAAGGAGUUGUUCAGCCAAGGAUCGCGGAAUUUCUUGGUGAAGAACUAUGAUGAUGCAGCCGACGAGUUGAGUCAGGUUUGUCAGAUUUACGAGGAACUGUAUGGUGAGCUUUGCGACGAGCUCGGCCAGCCGUUGUUGUUAUACGCCAAGUCGUUGAUUGCUGUGGCUUUGGAUGAGAAUAAAGUGAUUGAUGUGCCCGAUGAGGACGACAUUGACGAUGAUGAUGAUGAUGAGGAGGAAGCUGCAGCCGCUGAAGAGCCGCAGCAGAAACCAGCCGCAAAAAAAGAAGCCAAUGGGGCAGCGAGCACCACAAAUGGCAGCAAACUGUCAAGCAUUAAAGAGAGCGCUGCAGACGAGGCCGAUUCCACAGGUGAUGCAGAGAAACCGAAGCCAGAGAGCAAGCCCACUGGCUCGGACGAGGUGAGCAGCAGCGAUGCAAACGCGGAUGCUGCAGCAGCCAGCAGCAACGGGAGCAACGAUGAUGAGCGGCCAAGCACAUCCAAUGGCGAAGCCACGGCCAGCACCAGCAAUGGGGCGGCACCUGCCAGUGUGGCUGUGGAUGACGAACAGAUGGAAGACGAGAACGAGGAGGGGGUUAGCAGCAAUUUGCAGCUGGCCUGGGAGCUUCUCGAGGCGGCGGCCAAGAUAUUCGCUCGUCAAGGACUCAGUGGAUUACCCUAUCUGGCUGAUGUGCAAACGGAGCUCGCCAAUAUUGAGUUUGAGAAUGGCAUAUUCGAUGCAGCACGCGGGGAUUAUGAGAAAGCCUUAAAAAUUCAUGGGGAGUUGCCCAGCAAGAAUCGGCGUGUGCUGGCCGAGCUCCACUACAAGAUUGGACUCACCUAUUUGAUGCAGCAGUUGAACAAAGAAGGCGCAGCGGCGCUGCGCAACUCAAGCGCCUUAAUUGAGGAGGAAAUUGCGCACAUCCAGGGCAAGGAGACAACGCCCAGUGAGCGCGAAAAGAACAACAUACUCGAUUUGGAAGAGACCAGACAGGAGAUAAUGGCAAAGAUACAGGAAAUCGAAGAGAUGCAGGCACAGACAAUUGCUGAGGUCCGUGCUGCCCUCGACAGUUACAUCAAGCCUAUGAGUAGCAGCAGCAGCAGCGGUGGCGCCAACGCUGGAGAUGCUGCCGCCUCGUCGUCAACUUCCAGCAAUGGGGCAGCCAGCUCAUCGUCAUCAACAUUAUCGUCGACGGCAAAAGGUAUGGCUGCCUCAUCUUCAGCCAUUAGCAGCAGCUCCAAGCCCACAGAUAUUACACAUUUAAUAAAGCGCAAGAAGCCCGAGGAGCCCAAUUCUGAGGCCGAGGCAUUGUGCUCGCCGGCAAAACGUGCGGCGGUUUAAGGCAGACGCACACACACACAUUCAUUCCAGUUCAAUCCAUACAACAACUACUUAAAUUCACACACAACCACACAUACACCUGCAACCCUCCGUGUUCCCAUACACACUCACAAUCUAUUUAUGCUACUUGUUUGCUGUUUUUUCUACAAGAUUUCCUAAGUCUAUAAGUUAGAAUCACAAUUAGUGCUAAGUGCGUACGUCAAGAAAAAAGUAAUGAUAAUAAUAUUUUAUAUUAAAAAAAAAAACAAAAAACGAAGUAAAAACAAAAAAAAUCAAUUCAUCAAUAAAAGUGAAAUA